Messenger RNA from Penicillium crustosum, 726 nucleotides. RefSeq lists its product as uncharacterized. NCBI's taxonomy places the organism in Eukaryota, Fungi, Ascomycota, Eurotiomycetes, Eurotiales, Aspergillaceae. The record is from RefSeq and is a predicted model, not a curated record. The transcript has 3 exons. Bases 1 to 726 code for a protein of 241 amino acids.
AUGACUAUCAGCCUUGAUAACAUUAGCUUCUACUCUCACCCCCCUCCUGCAAAGCCUCCUCCAUGUACCUUCCCUGUUUCCUGCUGGAAGCCAUAUGAGACUCCUCUUGCCUCACGAGCUAUUUCGUGUGCACUUCCACCCAGGGCGCCUUCCCCUAGGACGACGAUUACCCUAGCUUCUGAUCCUAGGCCAGAUGUGUCCCCGCGAUCUAGGGCUCCUGCGAGAGAAGACCAUGAUUUGCGUGCCGUUUGCAAUGAAUUUGACAUCGAAUUAGAGAGGAUCGUUAGGGCGCAAAACUGCCAGGUCACGCGAGAGGCUGAUCUGACCUUGCAUCGCGACUUGGGGCUCCCAAACGGAAAUGAUACCGAUGGGCCUCAAGACCAGUGCACUUCUUCGGUUCCAGAGCAUCCAGACCAGUGCCCUUUCGUAGAGGCUGUUAGUGACUCAGACCCGGUUUCCAUACCAGCAAAACCAGAUUUGCAUCAGUUUGGUCCGCCCUUUGACCCAACCGAAAAGCUUGAAUUACAUCGAGACAGUACUCCAUUAUUAGGAACUUGCUACGAGACCAACAAGGAUUCUGCUUCACCCGAAGUCAGCUUUCCUUAUACGCGUGCAUCACCUUCACCCUCGCCGGAUACACUGCGAAGCGUACAGCAUCUUCAAGCUAGGCCUGUCGCUGGAGUCAUCAUGGGACACGAAUCAGCCGUGGAUGACACCAAGGCUUGA